GAUAAACGGGAUAACAAUGGACCUGGCAAGUAGUAGACAGUUAACUGGUGCAGGCGGGAACACACUUUCCACACAGAAAUGUCCAUCGUUGAUAAGUCGGGUAAGAAAAGACCUGCAAGUACAUUUGAGGAAAAUGGCCUUAUUGUAGGUGUAGGGAAUGAAGUUCAGACAAUGUUAGAAAAAUUUGGAGCUGACAUUAGCAAGGCAAUGCAGGCUAAAAGGAAACGCCUGGAAGCUUUUACCAAAAGCUCUCUGAAAGGCAGCAACCAGAAAAUAGAGCAGCUGUGGAAGACCCAGCAUGGCCAGAGACAGAAGCUGACGCAGGAGUACUCCCAGGAGAUGCUGUCAGUGCUGCGGCAGUGGGAGACCGAUGUUAAGAAAUCUGAGGAGCAGGAGGAGAAACUGAAUAAUUUAUUUCAACAGCAGCAGAAGUUCUUCCAACAGGCACGGGUUGUGCAAAGUCAAAAAAUAAAACACAUAAAAGAGCUGUAUGAGCAGUUUGUCAAGAACAUGGAGGAGAUGGAGAAAAGUCAUGAGGCUUUUCUCCAGGGAGCACAGAUGGAGUUGAAAAAGGAGAUGGCUCUGCUGCAGAAAAAGAUAAUGAUGGACACACAACAACAGGAGAUGGCCACCGUGAGGAAGUCUCUACAGUCCAUGUUGUUUUAAAGUCUGAUGUAUUUUGUUCACUUGGAAGAGUUCUGUAAUGCUCAUGCUGUCACUGUAAAUGUUGAGUGUAUGAAAUUGAUACAAUUAUCUGGAUGCACAUGAAUGAUAGUUUGUGUUCAUAUUUUUUGCUGGCUUGUUUGCACAAAUUUGUAUGGAUUGUUCUCAGAUAAGAAAAAGCCUUUUCAAAAUAAUCAAUCCCAUAUUACAAACGUAUUUUUACUGAACAUGGCGAAAAGCAUCCAUUUACCCUGGUGACAGGUGAACAUUGGAGCUGCAAAAGGUUUUGAAGAUGGAAGAUUGGUCAUUUUUUGGGACUAUUAAAGACUGCAUUGUUUUAUGCAAAAUAUUGUUGUAUGUGUAAUUGGACUGUUAUUCAUGUUUUCUGGCUUUACAGAACUCUUUUUUGCUGUACGGGACUAAAAAAAUUUAGUUACAGUUGGGGGUUAACUACUGUAAGUUAAAAACUUACAGCAUUUAGUCUCUUUUUUAACCAUUUAGUACAAAUUUACAUUUUAAUAAAUGUAAGCUAUUCAAACAUUAUGCACAUUAGGUGAAUAUCCACCCUUUCGUUUUCUAUUUAGCCUUUAAUCCUUAAGUAUCCAGCAAUAAAGAUAUAUUUCUGGGACUGGCUCCAGAUCCACUGUGACUUAAUGUUGAAUAAACUGUUUAAAUACCUUGA
Tachysurus fulvidraco (yellow catfish) is the source of this 1345-nucleotide messenger RNA. It is a transcript of the gene sycp3, whose product is annotated as synaptonemal complex protein 3. The record is from RefSeq and is a predicted model, not a curated record. Lineage: Eukaryota; Metazoa; Chordata; Actinopteri; Siluriformes; Bagridae. The transcript is spliced from 8 exons. Gene Ontology annotation, cellular component: synaptonemal complex. The coding region runs from base 79 to 666 and encodes 195 amino acids. Gene Ontology annotation, biological process: spermatid development; meiotic cell cycle.